CAUACAUACAUACAUACAUACAUAGUCAUGUCAACAGAGCAAGAACAAGUUCAAGUUCGUUUUACAACUCAACAACCUAAAUAUGCAGUGAGUGACGCUGCUAUAUUAUUACCUUCUAACAUUAAAAAAGAAGGACUCUCUGAACUUGUUAAUAGUUUACUUGAAAAUGAAACCCCUAUUCCAUUUGAUUUUUUAAUUGAUGGUCAAUUAUUGAGAACAAGCAUUGCUGAAUAUUUAAAUCAAGCUAAACUUUCUACUGAAAAUCUUGUAACGAUUGAAUAUGUGGAAUCAAUGCUUCCCCCUGUUCCUCUUACAGCUUAUCAACAUGACGAUUGGAUUAGUUCAGUUCAAGGUAAAAAUGGAUUAUUUCUUACAGGCGCCUAUGACAACAUGGUUCGAUUAUGGAAUAGUUCAGGAGAGUGCAUUUCAACAUUGAUGGGUCAUACUGAUGCUGUUAAAAGUGUUGCAUUUGGUCAAUUUGAGGGAGAUGAGAAUGUGAAUGUCUAUUCUGGUGGAUUAGAUCAUACUCUAUUGGCAUGGACUUGCUCAUUACAAGAUACUAAGAUUAAUCGUGUAUUAUACGAAUGUAAAGGUCACAAAGGACCUAUUGAAUCAAUUGCUGUAGAUAAAGAGAAUCGUUAUUUAGCAAGUGCCUCAGCAGAUAGUUUUGUUAAGAUUUGGACAACAGAGGAACCAUCAGAGGAUGAACAUCUGGAGUCAUCAUCAGUUAACAAAAAGAGAAAGAAGAUGGAAAGAGAGGAUGGUAGAAAGAUAAAGACAAAUUGCAUUACAUUGGAAGGCCAUGUAGGUGGUGUGAAUGCAGUUACUUUUGAUAAAUCAGAUUCAAAUAUUGUUUAUACGGGUGGCUGGGAUCAUUCUAUCCGUUCCUGGAAUGUUGAACAACAAGUCAAUUUAGUUACAAAGAAUUGUGAAAAGGUUGUACUUGAUCUUGAUUAUUCCUCACACUCUAAACUUCUUGCAACUGGACAUAGUGAUAAUUUGAUUCGAUUAUGGGACCCUAGAUCAGAAGGUAUGUGUGUAGUUGUAUAAAGUACAUAAAAUGAACUUGGGAGAAAUACUUAAUAUUCUUUUGAAUAGAAGGAGCAAAUGUAAAGAUGAGUCUUCGUGGACACUCUGCCUGGGUAUCUUCUGUUUCAUGGGCACAAAAUUCAGAAUACAUGUUAUGUUCAGGUUCAUAUGAUUCUACAGUUCGUGUUUGGGAUAUUCGUAGUAGAGAACCUUUAUAUACUGUAGAGGCUGAAAAUGACACAAAACAAAAAGUUUUAUCUGUCUUUUGGGAUAAUGAAAAGAUCCUUAGUGGUGGUGAAGAUAAGAAGUUAAGAAUAUAUCGAGCAAAAAUUUAAUAAAUAAAUAAAUAAAUAAUUUUUUAAAAGUUCA
Cokeromyces recurvatus is the source of this 1398-nucleotide messenger RNA. RefSeq names its product WD40-repeat-containing domain protein. The record is from RefSeq and is a predicted model, not a curated record. Gene Ontology annotation, molecular function: protein binding. The transcript is spliced from 4 exons. Lineage: Eukaryota; Fungi; Mucoromycota; Mucoromycetes; Mucorales; Mucoraceae. Bases 28 to 1050 code for a protein of 340 amino acids. Gene Ontology annotation, cellular component: preribosome, large subunit precursor.